CCUUUUGAUACAAGUUCCACAACGUACAGAGAUAUACCUAGACAGUUGCUAAUAAACACUACCUUGCAAAGCUCACUAUGGAUAACUCAGAACUGGAAGGUAGAUUGCUAUUUGGUGUGCCAAAAAAAAGGCCGCAUUUACGAACGAUGUGCCUUGCUCAUGAAAGAAAUCGGCAUUAAAUACAGACGAGGUCACAGAUUAGAUGUAGCUCUCUCAACAAACAUGCCUCUUGCUCUAGUGUUUCUGCCAGCUUCUGACAUCGCUAAAUACGUGGACAAGGGCAAUGUCGACAUCGGAAUCACAGGCAUGGAUAUUGUCGAAGAGUCGUCUGCUGACGUCAACAUCUUGGCCCACCUAGGAUUCGGCAAGUGUCAACUCUGUGUACAGGCACCCGUCAGUAGCAAGAUCAAGGAUGUCAAGGACCUGAGUGGCAAACGCAUCGUGACAUCUUUCACUAAUCUGGCUGAGAAGUACUUCCGAGACUUAGAAGGAGGAGAGCUGACUACAAAAGUGAGCCACGUCUCUGGGUCGGUGGAAGCCGCUUGUGCGCUCGGCUUGGCGGAUGGCAUUGUCGAUCUGGUGGAAACUGGUGAGACCAUGCGCGCCGCUGGGCUGGAGAUUAUCUCGUUGAUUAUGGACACACAAACUGUUCUCAUCGGAAACAAGCACACCACACACCAGGAUCUGAUUGACAUUCUGCAGACACGCAUCAAGGGAGUUAUCACGGCUGGUCUCUACAGUUCAAUGGAGUACAACAUUCCCGCGGACAAGUUAGCAGAGGCCUGUAAGAUCACACCCGGUAUGACAUCGCCCACGGUGGCACACUUGUCGGAUGAGAACUGGCUGGCGGUCAAGGUCAUGAUCAAGAAACCCGAAGUUAACGACAUCAUGGAUCGAUUGGAAAACAUCGGCGCCACUAACAUCAUGGUGUUGGAGAUUCAGAACUGCCGCAUGUGAGGACACAUAGUCAGCUGAUCUAGUAUAGGGCACCGUGUCUGCAUACCGACAACCAAGGCCGCACAUAUGCAUACACGCAUAUGUAUGUGUAUACACAUAUAUGCCACCAUUGUUAUGGUAUUGCAAAUUCAGAUCCUCAUUAUGUUGCGAGGAUAGGAAGGUGUUGGGCUCUACUAUUUUAGGAGCUGUUCCUCUUUGCGAAUUAUGAGGGUGAUCGACGUUGUUUAUACUGCGAUGUAUUCUUCACUUGAAAACUCGUACUUGGCUGCAACACGGAUCUGUGGAUGUGCUUAAUUAGUUACACAAAAGUGGCUGGAGUGAACGGGACUGGAUAUACGUACUUUUGGGUUAACACAUGCACGUGCGUCUCAUACGGUCAUCUGAAGUUCAGAGUGUAGCUGACGUUGAUUAAGAACGAUUCGAGCUCGCAGAACUCUUAGAUAGCAUUCUGUAAGGACAUGCACAUGUAGCUAUGUAUCAAGACUAGAUUCAAGUGUUGCCUGGGCUGCAUCAAUGCUUGGAAGAGGUAUUCAGCAAUUGGUUACAUUUGCGAGAGUGGAGGAGACCCGUGUAAGACCACGAUCUAGCCGGAACACAUGCGUAUGCGAAAUUGCACAAGCAGUUGUGCAUGUGUAUAUGUAUUAUUGGGUUGAAUCUGCAUGUUUGCAGGCUAUGUCCAGUUGUCACAACGUACGCCAUAACUACAACUAAAAACUCUACAACUUGGUGCCUGUCAAUAUAUUGGGUAGAGCAAAACCAUGGGAGGCACUUGAAGGAGAAUGUCAACUGUAGUAGAAAAUUUCUUCAGGGAGUUGAGGAGACAAUGUCUGAAAUCCAGAACAGAUAUAAAUUCAGGGACUUGAAACGUU
Molecule: messenger RNA, 1826 nt
Organism: Sphaeroforma arctica JP610
Lineage: Eukaryota; Ichthyosporea; Ichthyophonida
Product: ATP phosphoribosyltransferase
Exons: 7
Coding region: 160-957 (265 amino acids)
Biological process (GO): L-histidine biosynthetic process
Cellular component (GO): cytoplasm
Molecular function (GO): magnesium ion binding; ATP phosphoribosyltransferase activity
Source: RefSeq, a predicted model, not a curated record